Molecule: messenger RNA, 168 nt
Organism: Prunus armeniaca (apricot)
Lineage: Eukaryota; Viridiplantae; Streptophyta; Magnoliopsida; Rosales; Rosaceae
Source: the annotation of a GenBank genome assembly
AUGCAGGCUGCCGAAUGGCAAGUCAAAGCUUACAAAGCCAAGCUUGCCGAGAUGAUGACGGCUCUGGAGGGUGCGCAGCUGGUGGCUAGGGAGGCUAAGGAGGCGAUGCAGGUGGCCUUGGAGGAGUCAGAGCGUGCCAAGGCGUCGGAGAUCGACGCUACCGUCUAG